GUCUCCUAGUGUCCGCCUCAUCCGGUGUUUUAUUUAUUUAUUUAUUUUUAACCUAAAGUGUGGAUUAAUGUUCUUGGAAAUGGUUAGGAAUCAGGACUUAGCUACAGGGUGAACAGAUUUUAAUUGGUUCCAACAAGUUUCAAUUUUGACCAAAGAAUUAGAAUAACAGGGCCCCUGAAAUACAAUUCGAAAUUCAUAAUUUAGUUUUCAACAAGCUGACUAAGUCAAAUAAUACCUCAUAUCAAACUGUAAACCUGCCCCAAUUCCCCACUAUCUCCAUUUCCUCUCUUCACUCCAAGUAACUACCUCUUCCCCAUUAACCUGCUCGACUAAUAAAGCCGCAACUCCCGACUCCGAAACCCCACUUCAUAACUUAGCAUAGCUUUCUCUUUUUCUCUACUUUCAGAACAAGAUCGAAGCUUCUCAUAUACAUGCAUAAUGGCUACCUUCAAGCUACUACUGCUCCUCUUCACCAUCUUCUCUUCUCUUCAUUACUUUUCUGUUUCUUCCUUCGAAUACCAAGUUGGUGGCAACAAAGGUUGGGUUGUUCCUCCUGCUAAUGACACCAGAAUCUACAAUGACUGGGCUUCUGAGAACCGCUUCCAAGUUGGCGAUAGUAUCAGGUUUAGGUAUAAGAAGGAUUCUGUAAUGGAGGUAACGGAAGAAGAGUACAAGAAGUGCAAUUCUAGUCACCCUACUUUCUUCUCCAACACAGGCAAUACUGUGUACAAGCUUGACCAUUCGGGACCUUUGUACUUCAUUAGUGGAGUUUCUGGGCAUUGCCAAAAGGGACAGAAGAUGGUUGUCAAGGUUAUGGCUGCUGAAGAGGAUUAUUCUUCUCAUGGUGGUGGUGGUAAUGGCGAAAAAUCAGGUGCUUCUCCUUCUGCAAUGAUGCUUCCUUUUGGAGUGUCCAAAGUUGCCUGUCUCCAACUGGUUCUUGCUUAUGUUGCUUCUUGCAUCUUCUACUAGUUUAUAUUUUUCAUUUAUAAUUUCAGUUGUGGUUUCUGUUACAGGCUUUCUUUGCAGAAUUAUUGCUACGUACUGUAAUGUGUUUGUUCAGUUAUUUUAUAAAUCCUUUUCAUUAUUGACUACCCAUAUGCUUACAUCAAUUAUUUAAACAU
This is a messenger RNA of Ricinus communis (castor bean), 1121 nucleotides long. RefSeq names its product early nodulin-like protein 1. Bases 439 to 969 code for a protein of 176 amino acids. The transcript is spliced from 2 exons. Lineage: Eukaryota; Viridiplantae; Streptophyta; Magnoliopsida; Malpighiales; Euphorbiaceae. Gene Ontology annotation, molecular function: electron transfer activity. The record is from RefSeq and is a predicted model, not a curated record. Gene Ontology annotation, cellular component: plasma membrane.